Solanum verrucosum is the source of this 1265-nucleotide messenger RNA. Its product is annotated as ninja-family protein AFP3-like. The coding region runs from base 119 to 1063 and encodes 314 amino acids. The record is from RefSeq and is a predicted model, not a curated record. The transcript is spliced from 2 exons. Gene Ontology annotation, cellular component: nucleus. Gene Ontology annotation, biological process: negative regulation of DNA-templated transcription; signal transduction. NCBI's taxonomy places the organism in Eukaryota, Viridiplantae, Streptophyta, Magnoliopsida, Solanales, Solanaceae.
CUCUUUUGCCGGCGAAUUUUGGAACUCCGGCAACUACAUUCUCUAACGUACACAGAAUUUUCUGUUUCUUAUAAUUUAAAAAGUUGUUUGAAGUUUUGUUUUUUUUUUGUUUGUUUAAAUGGCUGAAGCUGAAGAAAAUAGAGAGAAGAGGUGUUUUUCUAGUAUGCAGAUGGAUGUUUUUUCGAGAGAUCUGUUGCAUAAAUUUAUGAAUGGAAACAACAAAAAAAUUCAUGAAAUUCCUAAUGAGGAAGAUGAUUUGGAGCUGAGUUUGGGGCUUUCAUUGAAUGGAAGAUUUGGGGUAGACCCAGAAAGGGCUAAGAGACUAAAACGGUCUUCUUCAAUUUCUAACUUUAUGUUUUCCGGCGGGGAUGAGAGUAAUGGGCGUUGUUCAUUCUCUGUUGGUUCGAUUACGAGGACUUGUUCGUUGCCUGUUGAGGGUGAGGAGGAGUGCAGAAAAAGGAAGGAGUUGCAAUCUCUGAGGCGUUUGGAGGCUAAAAGGAAGAGAAUGGAGAAAUUACAGAAUGUUAGAGUGGUGAAGGAUAAGGUUGAUUUAGACGAACGUCCUGAAGAAAAUGGUGGUCCAGUUGGGAAUUCAUUGCCUGUGUCACAAGGGUCUAUGGCUUCUCAGGGAAGUGGUUCUUCAGGAAUUUCUGAUUUUGGGAGUCAACCCAUUCAAGGGCCAGGUGACAACAGUACUGGGGGUAAUACUCCGGCUAGCAUGAAGCCUUCAGAGCAUGAACGGAAACAGGUAGCUAAACCACCUAAAAUCACAAGCGAAAAACCACCUAGCACAUGUGAUGGAAAUGCUAGCAAGGAAGCAAAAGAAAUGUUGAAAAACUACAUGCUCAACAUGCCUUGUGUUUCCACAAUGGGCAAUGGGCCAAAUGGUAAGAAGAUCGAAGGAUUUCUGUAUAGGUAUCAGAAGGGAGAGGAAGUGAAAAUAAUGUGCGUUUGUCAUGGCAACUUUCUGUCGCCAGCUGAGUUUGUGAAGCAUGCUGGUGGCGGUGACGUUGCAAAUCCGUUGAAGCAAAUUGUCGUCAAUCCUUCACCUCUAUUGAGAUGAUGCCAGCGGAAUUCUAUAAUGGCGCUUGACACAGAAAAGGGGCAAAGCUUCAAGAAUUCAGCUUUGCUAUCAUCGUUCAUCUUCUUUUGUAACAUGGACCAAGGUUCUUUUUUAUUUUUCACUAGAUAGUAGUUUUUUGCGGAAUAUUGCAUAAUCAAUGGGCAAGUUUAUCCCCUUUCUGUGGGGAAAAAAAGUUUAAGAA